Molecule: messenger RNA, 365 nt
Organism: Acaulospora colombiana
Lineage: Eukaryota; Fungi; Glomeromycota; Glomeromycetes; Diversisporales; Acaulosporaceae
Source: the annotation of a GenBank genome assembly
AGAAACGCAAAGCCGAGGCUGAAAGAAUUAGACAGAAAUAUCCUGAUAGAAUUCCGGUCAUUUGUGAAAAAGUUGAAAAAUCAGACAUUGCAACCAUCGAUAAAAAGAAAUAUCUUGUUCCAGCUGAUCUCACAGUUGGGCAGUUUGUUUAUGUGAUCCGUAAGAGAAUUAAAUUGAGCCCCGAGAAGGCAAUAUUCAUCUUUGUGGAUGAGGUCCUGCCACCUACCGCUGCUCUUAUGUCGAGUAUCUAUGAUGAACGUAAGGAUGAAGAUGAUAUUCGGGAGAAAAUACCUUUGGAUCUCUCGCAUAAUGUGAUUAACACAUUUCCCUUUGUAAAAUGUUUAAAAGUCACUUCUGCUCAUUGA